ACGGGUGGGUGGGAAAUGACGUGUGCCGCAGUGCCGGUGAAGGGGCGAGAGUCAGUAGUGCGGUGGUGUUCACGCGCUUUGAUAUUGUACGUUUUAUGGGAAACUGCUGAACUGUAGAUUUGGGUUAUGGACAAGACUAGUGUGGUGUAACAGGAUGUCGAGUCACACGCUGCUGCUUCUGUACGGGAGUCAGACGGGCACGGCCCAAGACACGGCCGAAAGAAUCGGUCGUCAGGCACAGAGGAGGAGGAUCAGAGUCCGAGUGCAAGCUCUAGACACGUACAAUGUGGCGAAUCUGAUAUUGGAGUCUCUCGUGGUGUUUGUUUGCUCCACCACAGGACAAGGUGACCCUCCAGACAACAUGAAGAACUUCUGGCGGUUUGUGUUCAGGAAGUCAUUACCCUCAGGAUCUCUGUGUCGCCUGGACUACGCCGUGCUCGGCCUUGGCGACUCCUCAUAUCCUAAGUUCAACUUUGUGGCUAAGAAGCUCUAUAAGCGUCUGUUGCAGCUUGGUGGUAAUGCGCUACUUCCUGUUGGCCUGGCAGACGAUCAGCAUGAUCUGGGGCCGGAUGGAGUGAUUGAUCCCUGGUUAAGUUUAUUCUGGCAAAAGGCUCUGGCUCUUUAUCCUCCCCCGGCUGACUUAAGCCCCUUACCUGACGAAGAUCCACUUCCUCCUCGGUAUGUUUUCCACUUCCUGGAUGACACUACAGAGGAGCCGGUUGUGAAGCCCAUGCUAGCACAUGGCCAGGCCCCACCCUCUUCAGCCCACCCCUUCCCAGCUCGAGUGGUGUCCAAUCGGAGAGUAACAGCCCCUGGUCAUUUCCAGGAUGUGAGGCAUAUCGAGUUUGACAUCACAGACUCAAACAUCCAGUACAGCGCAGGCGAUGUGGUGAUGAUGAGGCCAUGUAAUUCCCCAGAAGAUGUGGAGCAGUUUUGCCAGCUACUGAGACUCAACCCUGACAAAUACUUUGUGCUCACACCCACAGAUAACAACACAGCUCCUGUCCCUGUGCGUCUCCCUCAGCCGUGUUCCAUCAGGUUCCUGGUGCAGGAGUUUCUGGACAUCGCCGCAGUGCCACGCCGUUCUUUUUUUGAGCUGCUCACGACGUUCACCGAUAACGAACUGGAGCGAGAGAAACUGGCUGAGUUCAGCUCAGCGCAGGGUCAAAACGAGCUGCACAGUUACUGCAGCAGACCACGGCGUACAGCUCUGGAGGUCCUGACGGACUUCCCUCAUACAACAGCCAAGCUGAAUGUGAACUACCUGCUUGAUUUAUUUCCAGAAAUCCAGCCACGCUCAUUCUCCAUAGCAUCCUCACUCCUGGCACAUCCUAAUCGAAUCCAGAUCUUGGUGGCAGUGGUGCAGUAUAAAACCAGACUUCACAAGCCACGUAAGGGCCUUUGCUCUUCCUGGCUGGCAUCUCUGGCCUCCUCUCAUGGUGACGUUUGUGUGCCCUUAUGGGUGAAGAAGGGUAGCCUGAAGUUUCCUCAGGACCAUAACAGCCCUGUGAUAAUGGUAGGACCUGGAACAGGAGUUGCUCCAUUCCGAGCUGCCAUACAGGAGAGAAUAGCUGAGGGGAGAACAGCUAAUGUCCUGUUCUUCGGCUGCCGCUCUGAGUCCCAAGACUUCUACUGUCGUGGUGAAUGGGAGCAGAAAAUCCAGGCAGGUCAAAUGACCCUGUUCACGGCCUUCUCCAGAGAUCAGGAGGAUAAAAUCUAUGUUCAGCACAGAGUAAAGGAACAGGCCAAACUGUUGUGGGACCUGAUUGUGAACAAGAAUGCUUUCUUCUACAUAGCAGGGAACGCUAAGCAGAUGCCCACAGCAGUGUGUGACGCACUGAAGGAGGUUUUUCAGCAGGAGGGAGGUGUGACAGAGAGCCAAGCUCAGGAAAUGCUGGACACCAUGGAGAAAACCAGCCGCUUCCAGAGUGAAACCUGGUCCUGAUCAGCACAGCUCACGUCCAUACAUCAUAUAUUCAGGGCCAACAUGGCCUUUAGUACCAAGAGCACUUCAAAUGCUAUGCAGCUGAAGUCAGUACUUCACUUUCAAGUACAGAUUGAAGCUGUAGUUUUACUCUAAAGACACAUUCUCUUGCAGAGGUUGAAUCAUUGAUGCACACUUACAUGUACAACACUACAAACCAUGAAAAAGUGUCAGGCUUGUCAGUGUUUUUAUUGCAAGUGCAGUUUACCUCCUAAGCAGCAGAGGGCGCUACAAAAUGACAACUUUCAGCUAUGCAGUUCCUAUAACGAAUAUACUCAUUAUUCUAUUAGAGUAUUUUAGGUUCCUGAUUGAGUGAGUAAACAAGGGAGAGAAAGAUGAAAAAAGGAAGGGAAAAAAAAAACCUACCCCACAAUGCCUUCUUGAAAUGACUAUAAACAGCAAUAAUUGUUGUUUGUGUAAAACCUUCAAUUCUUUUGAGAUUUUUCUAUUGCAAAAAUUAAAGCAAAAUCAAGGAAAUGCCACAAUAUUCGGAGGAGCUUGCGAUUUUUCACAAGUUUGCACCAAGACGCAUGUGUCAUGCGACAUCACAAUGUGCCAGGUCUCAUUUACCAACAAACAUCACUGCGAAAGACCAUGCAAAACAAUUUUGUGCAAUUGCCAAUACAAGUAGUUUUCUACUAAACAUGGCAAAAAAAUUUUUUUUUACAUUUUUAAAAAAAAGCUAAAUCAAGCAUUUUUAGCUGCAACCUUCGCAAAAAAACUCUGCAAAAUCCUAUAUGGACUGCUCUACACAAUUAGUCAGACUAACAUGUAUUUUUGCUGAUCCAGAAGUGGACUAUGAAAAGGACCAAGUUAUGCAAAAUGAGUUGCAGUAGUGUAACUACACUGAUGUAUGUUAUGAAUAAACCCAAGACUGAAAUGAAAA
This is a messenger RNA of Ictalurus punctatus (channel catfish), 2870 nucleotides long. It is a transcript of the gene ndor1, whose product is annotated as NADPH dependent diflavin oxidoreductase 1. The transcript has 15 exons. NCBI's taxonomy places the organism in Eukaryota, Metazoa, Chordata, Actinopteri, Siluriformes, Ictaluridae. Bases 155 to 1945 code for a protein of 596 amino acids. Gene Ontology annotation, cellular component: cytosol. Gene Ontology annotation, molecular function: FMN binding; flavin adenine dinucleotide binding; NADPH-hemoprotein reductase activity. The record is from RefSeq and is a predicted model, not a curated record.